Messenger RNA from Chara braunii, 1895 nucleotides. Lineage: Eukaryota; Viridiplantae; Streptophyta; Charophyceae; Charales; Characeae. The record is from the annotation of a GenBank genome assembly.
UCGGAAGUUAUUUUUGUUAUGAUAAUCCAUCGGCUUUGAUGGUCCCACUCAAGCAGUCUCUGAAUCUAACGGACACUCAGUACAACAUGCUAUACACUGUCUAUUCCAUUCCUAAUCUGUUACUACCUCUCUGCGGCGGCCUGCUCAUAGACCGAAUAGGAAAUUCCUGGAGCAAUAUCGGUUUCAAUCUUUUCGUAGUGGUGGGGCAAGGAUUAUUUGCAGGGGGUGUCACAUGGGGUGCUUAUCCCAUUAGCUUGAUUGGGAGGGCUGUUUUCGGGAUAGGAGGGGAGUCUGCGUGUGUGGUGCAGUCAAAGAUCCUUGCGAUUUGGUUCCAAGGCAAGGAGAUGGCUUUUGCGAUGGGAUUAGGAAUGACGGUGUCCAGAUUCGGAAGUGUGGUUAAUGAUUGGUUAUGUCCCUAUAUCUACAAGCAUUCAGGCGCCAGGGUCCUACCCUCCUUCAUCAGGUCCGCAAAUAACCCCUCUUUGGCAAUUUGGGUUGGGUUUAUUCUGAUGGUUUUGUCGUUUGCGACCACCAUUGCAUACGCACUGCUGGAGCGCAGCACAGAAGCCUACUUCGACGCGAAGAAGAAGAACUGCCGAGGACUAACCUCCUCUUCGUCUUCUGCUUCUUCUUCUCCAUUCCCACGACCCUUCGUGUCAAGGAAAGGCACUGGCGCAAGUGGUCUGUCUUCUCUGCAAGCCCCAUUAUUAUCACAAGCAAGCAGCAGCGAAGAGGAGGAGAAGGAGAACGGACCCAGCCGUCGAAGCCAAAGAGCAGGAGCAACAGGAGGAGAGGGCACUGGCGGUGGUGGUGGUGUUGCUGCUGCUGCUGCUGCGGGUGAGCGGCCAGAAGGAGGAGAGGGCACUGGUGGUGCUGGUGGUGGGCCAGGAGGAGUAGGGAGGGAAGGAGAGAAGCAGAAGCGGCAGUUGCGGGGAGAAGAUCUGGAGGUCGCCACGAUAUCCCUUGAACAGUUCCGUCUCUUAGGCGGGUGUUAUUGGCUGUUAACCAUCAGUUGCGUGGUGUUGUACUCGGCGGUACUGCCAUUCAACAACAUCGCGGGGGAGUUGUUGAUGACAAAGUGGGGGUUGACAUUGGAUAAAACAGGGUUCUUGAUCUCGAUUCCGUACUUAAUCGCCGUGCUGGCAAGUCCGUUCCUUGGCAUUGCUAUCGAUCUGUUCGGGUGUCGCGCUGCCUUGUUGGUCCUUGCCUCCCUGGCUCUCCUCUUCACCCACCUCUCCAUAGCCUUCACUUACAUCAACCCCGCCAUCUCUCUCACAACGAUGGGAUUUGCCUACAGCGUGUAUGCGUCUGCCAUCUGGCCAUCAGUGGCUCUGGUUGUUGACAGCAGUGCUCUCGGAUUGGCGUAUGGAUUAAUCACAGCUUCCCAGAAUGGAGGGCUUGGCGUCGUUCCAAUCAUCGUCGGGGCCAUCAGGGACGCAACAGGGAGUUACAUCGCUGUAGAGGUCUUCUUUGCCUCCCUUGCGUUGGUUGGACUCGUCAUUGCUAUCAUCUUGAAUGUCGUUGAUGCCAGAUCCGGCGGGGUACUUAACAAGAAGUCCUGCUCCUCCUCCUCCCCUCUCCUGCAUUUGCCAGAUGUGGAGGAUGCCGGUCGGUCCUGCGCUUCGCCGUACCUACAGGGUCGGUCCUGUGCUUCACCGUACCUGCCUACUUUCGACGAUGUUGACGAAGCGCAGGUGGUGUGGGAGAUCAAAGAAGGCACACGGGGUUUGUGGAGUGAGGAAGAGCCGUUGCUACAGCAGCAGCAGCAGCAGCAGCAGGAGCAGCAGAUUAUGCGACAGCAGAGACAUGGGCAGCAGUAGACGUGCGACAAUAUCAACAGCUUGUGCGACGGCUGCGACAGAAGUAGCAGCAGAUCGUGCGACAACGGAGACGUG